Messenger RNA from Micropterus dolomieu (smallmouth bass), 2322 nucleotides. RefSeq lists its product as uncharacterized. The transcript is spliced from 7 exons. The record is from RefSeq and is a predicted model, not a curated record. The coding region runs from base 1082 to 1549 and encodes 155 amino acids. NCBI's taxonomy places the organism in Eukaryota, Metazoa, Chordata, Actinopteri, Centrarchiformes, Centrarchidae. Gene Ontology annotation, molecular function: ubiquitin protein ligase activity; zinc ion binding. Gene Ontology annotation, cellular component: endomembrane system.
CGAGAAAGAGCAAGAGCAAGGGGAGGAAGGGAAAGGCAAAUUUCAGGCUCUCUGAGCACCAUUAGGGAUUGAAAGAGGACGGGGGGAAGCCUGCCACGACAAAGCCAGCUGGAGGUGGGAGAGAGAAUACAACACAGGCAGACAUACUUGCACAAACACACCACCUUUGUCUCUGAUUUUUUUCUUUCUCAAUUGAGGGAGCAGAUGGUUAGAGGGAGAGUAGGAUCCUCCCUUACGCACACACACACACACACCACACACACACACAUACAUAAAUACGCAUGCACACACACAUGCACUGACUGACACACAAACACACAGUCACCAGCAAAAUACCAAACCCAGCUAGAGGAUUGUUGCUGACUGCAUGGAGCUGUCCUCACUUUGUUUGGGCUUAGAGGGAAGCACAUCUCUGGCUUCUAUUCUGAGGAGGAAUACCCUUUGCAAGAUCAGAGGACUCGAGAAGGAGACAACAGAGGAGAGGAGAGGGGGAUGAGACUUGUGAAAAUCCUGUUAAAAAAGCAGCUUUGGGAGGAAGACAAAGCACAGAUUAAUGCCAGAUAAUUACCUUCCUUGGACGAGGACUGUCAUUUUGAACGGUGGAUGUCAUUUAAUUUGGGAAGGGGACGAGACUACUGACGCAAAGUGAAGGCAAAGAGGCCCUUUUCUGCUGUAAAUCAUUUCUUUGUCUCUUCAUCCCUCUCCUGUGAUGACAUCAUUUUCACUGGGAUCCAGGAGCACAUGAGGUCUUCGGUCCCAGUCCAAACCCCAGUCCCAAAUCUCCCAAUCUUUUCACGGAGUGGUUAAUCCAGAUUUGGGAAUGCUGGGCAGCACAGAGUGCUGAGCCAACAAAACCGCGCCGCCCCAGGAUUUGUGGAAUCUAAAGCAAAUCUGAAAAUCUUGAUGGUGGUUUUUGGAGGAGCUAACGCAACCCAGCAAGAAAGCAAUCCAGCUCAGGUUGACUGAAUCCAGGCUCCAAACAGAUUCAGUGUCCGGAGCUCCAGCCCACGAGCUUGGCUCGACUCCAGCCUUCUCCUGACAGGGCCUGAAUUUACUGCUGCUGCUCUGGGAGUCAAAUUUCAUGCAACCAUUCCAAUGGUGUAACGGAUGCCUGUGUGGUUUGGGUACUCAGCGCUCUGAACACUACUGCAGCAUGACUUCUGACAUAUAUCACCUCCCACUCAAUGUGUAUGUCAUUGUGCUGGGCAUCGGCCUCUUCGUCUUCAUGCUCAGCCUCAUCUUCUGCUGCUACCUUUUCAGGUUGAAACAACAAGGAACAAGGGAGCAGUUCAGCUACAAUGAGGUGGUGCUGAAGGGGGCAAGCAAGAAACUGAGCCUCCUAGGACAAACCUGUGCGGUAUGUCUGGAAGAAUUCAGGACCAGGGAUGAACUGGGAGUGUGCCCAUGCUCACAUGCAUUUCACAAGAAGUGCCUGCUUAAGUGGCUGGAGAUUCGCAGCGUGUGCCCCAUGUGCAACAAACCCAUCCUCCGGCUCCACACAGACGCUCCCCAGGGUGCUGAGGGCCCAAUGGACCCAGAGGAGGUGUGAGGGAGUUGAGAAAGAGGAAACCGGACUCCCCUUACAGAAAACACACACAUUAAACACACUAAGGAUGAUGGACAGCGCUCAUCUUUAAGACAUCUCACAGGAAAUGUUGAUAAUGAUCCCAAGUGGCCGCCCUGCUGCUGACAUUUGAGCAGUAUGCCUUGGUGGGAAUUGGAAACUGACAGCACCAAAAUGAUUUGGUCAGAUCAGUCAGGGAGUGGGUGGAUGAAUAGGAUCUUUUCAUAAAAAUGCUCCUAGUUCUACUUCCAUAUUGCACUGUUCAACAAAAAACAAAAAAGACAGGAAAAGGAGCCACAUUAGAGAGAAGGCUAUCAUUGCCACCGUCACUGGAUGACUAGUGCAGCACUGCCAGAGACCAACAACCCUUCAGGCAUUGAGUAGGACAUCAGAGUACAGGAUCAGAAUGGAUACCUCUAAUAUCUCAGGGGUGUUACCAAUACAGCCAGCACAAACCAUGUCAGCCACCCUAUAACCCUGUGCCACACAUGCAUCUUCAAUACUGCCAAUGUAGGUGAAAUGCUCCAGCAGUCAGAGGUAGCCACAACCUCCGGCUGAAACCAAGACCAGCGGGAAUACAACCAUGAAGAUUUAAGUAGACAGCAUUGUUACCGAUUGUGUCCUCGGCCCUGUCCUUUUAAAAAGAGACUGAUAGAAAAACUAGUCUUGCCUGUAUGUAUUGUAUGUAAACAUGUCCCCUAUAUAUUGUUAUUUUGUAUUUGUUGCUUUUAAAUAAAACGUCACGUAAUGUAUGGUAA